AUGCUUCGUCGUAGAAUUCAUGAAAUUUUGUCUCGAAAAUUUCCAAAAUGGGUUUUUGAAGAAAGAUUAGAGCCUCUGGACUGGUCAUUCUUGCCAGUUGAAAUUCGAAGGGAAGUUGUUAAGCACACUGAUUUUCAGACAAGAUGCCGUUUACGCCAAUGCUCUCUGCAAGAUCAACAGAUUGUGGAUUCGCUUUUAAUUGAGCUUCCUUUUGUGAGAAUUGAAACCGACAAGAACUACGUUUCAGUGCUCAUUUGUGAGAGUAAAACCAGCAUUUUGAGAAUUGACUUGGCGAAAAGAAAAAUACGAUUGAGAAAGAAAUUUGUGAUGAAUAUAAGCGACAAUAUUCUUGGAAAAAAUGCAAAGGAAGUUCAAAUAAAUCACGAAUUCGACACAAUUAUUGAAAGUCUCCUUAAUGCAAUUUCCAGGAUUAAUGUUUCAGUAUCUUCUUUAAAUCUCUACAUAAAAUACCCAAUUGAUGCCGUCAUAAACUAUCUCGACGUUCAAUUUCGCCAGCAGACUGGUCCAAAACGGAAGACGAAGAUUAUUUGUAGUGGGAUGGAAUUUUUGAUGGGCCAGGUGCACUUUUUGCCUGUUGACGAGGUCAGAGUAAUCAAUGACUUGAUAACUAAUUAUGAAGAAGGACGAAUGAUGUUGGCUGGAAAGAAAUAUAAUGUCUCACCAAGCGGUCAUUAUGCAGAAAUCGGGGAGACUGCAUUCUGGAAGCCAACUUUGCUGAAUUGUAAUCUAGGAGCUCUUAUUGCGGUAGGUUUCAGCAUGGGAAUCAUUUGGAAAAUCAACACAGAAAUGGAGUGUUACUGUAUCCCUGGUCUCGAUGUUCCAGAGUACCAAGAAUAUUGUGCCAGAUUUGAAGGCCAAAUCACCGAAUACCGUAACACACGGGUUCUUCAUAUUCCGGUUCCGGAGACAACCCGUAAAUUAUUUGUGUUGAUUAAUAAGUGUGGUGUAGUGAUUCAGAAAGCAAACAUUGAUGAUGUUGUGCACAUUCCAAAGGAAAAAUGCAUACUGGACUGGACGUGCUCAACAUGUGAUAAAACCAUUGAAAGUUGGUAUUUCAGAAGCACCUUGGGAAUGAAUGAAUAAUUAUUUACUACUAUAAGAAGUGAAUAAAUAAUUUAUUU
Messenger RNA from Caenorhabditis elegans, 1142 nucleotides. RefSeq names its product F-box domain-containing protein (gene F16B4.2). The record is from RefSeq and is marked reviewed. Bases 1 to 1104 code for a protein of 367 amino acids. NCBI's taxonomy places the organism in Eukaryota, Metazoa, Nematoda, Chromadorea, Rhabditida, Rhabditidae. The transcript has 7 exons.